AUGGCGCCUUCAGCAGGGCACCUGCUGCUCCCUAAAAUAUGGAGGGUAGCAAGGCUUGCUUACGCAAAGGCCUCAAAAUCUAUACGUUCCAAACUACCAGAGCCUACACAAUAUCAUCCCGUGCGAUACCAACCCGUCUAUGCCCGAAUCAAUCCUAGCCAGCCAAUCAGCCGUGCCGCUGCCAUCCGUCAAGCCCGCAGUCGCCACUUCUCGACCCGUGCUGCCGGCGCCUUCGCCUCUGCCGUCCGAUCCGGACUAGGGUCCAAUGCCGCUGCUCGCAACACAUCUCGCAUUGUGUCAAAUAUCAGUCGGCUCAGUAGCCGUGCACCUUUCGCUUCUACUCUUCGUCCCAAUCUGACCGGUGGCACCCUUGGUCGGACUGCAGGAGGAUAUGCUGCUGGAGCUGGCCGUUUUGGUGGAGCUAGAUACUUUUCUCAUGGGCCUGCUGCACCAGCACAAGUGAUUCAGAAUGUGUCGCAGGGCGUCCGUGCUUUCUUUCUGUCUGGGCAGAAGGUCCGCUUUGACGGCAUCGAUCCCCGCACCGGAGAGAAGCGGUAUAAGGCAGUCAGCACGCUACAGGACCAGGCUGAGCGAAAGAUGAACGCCAACUCGUACAGCGCACCUGGAUCGUACAUUGACUUCCAAGUUUCCCCGACCAUCACUGCACUUAGUGCUAUUGGUGGUCUCGGCAACCAGGACCGCUCUGUCUCGUGCGACUCUCUAAACUCCGAGGGUCUCAUGGAUCUGCUUUCUGCCGAUUUCGCCCGUGCGUUGAAGGAGUUCUCCGCAGUGAUGAACGACCUCAAGCGGCUCUCAUCACUUGGUGAUCUUCCGAUAUCCCUUCACGACCGGUCAACUAUACGAGUACGAUUCCCUGGCUGUGAUGCGGAAACUGUAGAGCAGCUGUGCUGUGAGGUCGGGAUUCAGCGAGGCCGAGUUGCACAGGAUGCGGACUUUGAUAUUCGCACUGGCGCUGAUUUGGCUCUCUUGUUCCCUUUCGCACCGAGCAUGGCCCCUUCCUCCGACACUGACUAUUACUUCGAAAAAGCCCCAAAGUUGAAUCAACAAAAUCCAGCGGAUCUUGACUGGCAAGGGAUGAUGACACCAGAAAGCUGCACGCCUUCAUCACCAGCUGGCAGUCGGGAUUCGGGAAAUGCCAUCAGUUUUGAGGAUAGUGAGCUAUUUGGUGCCAAUCCAUGGAAAUCUUCUACCAAGAGCUACUCUAGCAUUAACAUCAGCGAGCUUGGAGAUCAGCCUUUUUUCCCUGAAGUCUCCAGCGCUGGCGAACCUGAGAGUAACUCUGCAUAUGAUGGUGUGGAGGGUAUUUACAAGUUCUUGGCUGAGUGUGAUCAAGCUAAGCGUUGA
Penicillium griseofulvum is the source of this 1365-nucleotide messenger RNA. RefSeq lists its product as uncharacterized. Gene Ontology annotation, molecular function: proteasome binding. The record is from RefSeq and is a predicted model, not a curated record. Gene Ontology annotation, biological process: proteasome assembly. Bases 1 to 1365 code for a protein of 454 amino acids. The transcript has 2 exons. NCBI's taxonomy places the organism in Eukaryota, Fungi, Ascomycota, Eurotiomycetes, Eurotiales, Aspergillaceae.